UAAACGACAUAAAUAUUUCCUGUCUUAUCUUACCACAGACAAGAACCUAGAAAACUGCACAGGACAUGUUUUAAUAGAAAUCGACAUCUGAAUGAUCAUGCACUCUUUCGCUAAAUAUUGGAACUGAAAGUUUGAAAUUGUAAGAUCUCUGGAGCACAGUUUCGUUAUUGAAGAGAGAUGGAAAGUUUGUCUCUUCGGAGCAGAUGACAGUGGACACAUUACUUCCUGAUGGCGCCGUACAGGGAUCAUAUUUGGUGAGUUUUACAGAAAUCGGUAGCGUUUAUAUCCUAAAUGCAAUCGCCUGAUUUGGACCCAAGAACGAGUUUUGCACUACGCCUGACUGGAAGACACGUAACGGGAAGUUUUGAGUCCAGUUUCAGGUUUUUAAGGGAAGACGAUGCAGAUGUUCCGCUGAGGAUCCGCAGCGUUUUCAGGAAUCCAGAACCGGAGAACAAAGAGAAAUGGCUCAAGAUGUCCUACGAGACAGAGAAAACGUACCUGCUAGCUCCGCAGGAGUGCCGUACAUCAUGUGGUUUCCACACAGCUGAUGAGAAAUAUGAAAUCCCAGGAAUGGGAGAGGACAGUGUUUUAGAGAUGCUGAGCUACUCCAAAUUCUCUGAUCUGGAGACGUGGCUGUGUAUGCCCUCUACACUGCUACCCAGGAGCCGGGACUCAGUUUGUUCCAUGUCGCCACCAUCCCAUGAGAGUGACACCGGAGACACAGACAAAGAAUCCAGGCCUCUAGAGAAGGAGUCCAUCCAUCUGAGCCAGUGCCAGGAGAGGAGAACCCAUCUAUUGCCACCCUCCCCACUCCUGCCAGUUUCAGCCUCCCCUCAGUCAAUAGCACCCCUGCGGACCACCUCAACUCCUCUGCCCAAGCCCACCAGAGACUCCUGUCAAGGUGGCGUGAGUGUGCGGAAAAGGCGCCGCCUGGCAGCCAGCCCUGGAGGACUGCACUGGGACGCAUCAGGGUCAGUGCUGCGUGACCAUGACCAAGGGGAGACGUUGACACUAUCGGAAGUGAAGUGCUUCCCUCAGAGUGUGGAUUCAGAGAGCCCCGUCCCAGAGCUGUGGAGGCAAAGAGCGGCUCUUAGGAAAACCAUAUCUGUUGAUGAUAGCUUUCUGCAGCAGACACCACGAGAACAUCACAGACUCCUCAGCCGACUGGAAAGGGGCAAGAAGAAACUCCAAAACAUCCAUAGUCUGGGAGCCACUGGCAGAUAUGAAACCCAUAAAAAAUCUGAGAGCAAGAUCUCACGAUUGACUCAGAGACUCAACCAGAGACAGAACGAUGCUGCACUGAUUAAGGAUUUCAGACCCCUCUUCUUCAUCACUGGCUCACCAGGCAGCUCCCAGAGCCUGGACAGGAACUUCUCCGUUAGUAUGACGCAACAGAUGCAGAACUUGCAGCUGACCCAGAGUAAAAAGGGGGCGGGGCCUGCCUCCCCCAGCGCUGCUAAGCGUCUCUACCGCAACCUCUCUGAGAAGUUCAAAGGAAGCCACUCCUCCUUCGAGGAUGCCUACUUUUUCGGUCGAUCCGAUCGUAUUCGCAAAGUAUCUAACAUUCAGAGCAGUGAGGCUCUUUUUGAGGCUGUUCAACAGCAGGACCUAGAUGCUGUGCAGAUCCUUCUUUUUCAGUACACAGCCGAUGAACUGGACCUCAACACACCCAACAGUGAAGGCCUGACGCCACUGGACAUCUCCAUUAUGACCAACAACGUCCCCAUAGCCAAGAUGCUGCUCAAAGCCGGGGGGAAGGAGAGUCCUCACUUUGUCUGUCUUGAGAGCAGAGAUGCUCAUCUCUCAGCACUGGUGCAGGAAGCCCAAAGGAGAGCCAGUGAGCUGUCUACUCAGGUGAUGAGAGAGAGUCUCAGCUUGGAAACAUCUGACAAGGAAAAACAGCUCAAAGCCUGGGAGUGGAGAUGCAAGCUCUACAAGCGCAUGCGCACCGGCUUUGAGCAUGCACGGCCACCAGAGGCUCCUUCUGCCGUGCGUCUGAGUGUGACUGGUAGCACAUCUCUCACUGUUACCUUUCAUGAACCUUCCAGUAUGAACUCAGCUGUGGUGACCAAAUACAAAGUGGAAUGGAGCUGUCUGAAGGACUUCUCUUUAUUAGCCGGAGAGAUGGUCCUUGAGAAUCUGCAGUCCCUCAAGUGCACAAUAACAGGUCUCACAAUGGGAAGACAGUACUAUGUUCAAGUGUCCGCCUACAAUAUGAAGGGCUGGGGUCCACCACAACUUUCUCAACCCCCUUCUGCUGUUCCCUCCAACUGGAAGGACAGUGAUGGCAGAGAGAGCAGAAGGAGAGGUCAGAUCGAGGCCAUGGAGAGGCUCUUACAGCAGGUUCGAGCCACCCAUCAGCACUACUGCUGCGGAGAUUCAUCAAAGCUACAGAAUCCCAGUCGAAAACAGUCAGUGUCCCGAAGCCUAAAACAUCUUUUUCACUCCUCUACUAAAUUUGUCAAGAGUCUCAGAAGAGGAGUUUAUAUAGCUUCAGUAUUUUACCAUAAGGACAGUCUGCUAGUGACUAAUGAGGAUCAGAUCCCCAUCGUGAAGGUGGACGACUCGUACAGCAGCUCCCUCAUGCAGGACUUUCUGUGGUUUACUAAGCUGUCUUGUAUGUGGGAGGACGUCCGGUGGCUCAGACAAAGCCUGGCAGUCUCCACCUCAUCCUCUUCCACACUGCAGUCCAGACAGAAGAUGCUGGCAGCCGCUGGCCAACUGCAGAACCUACUGGGCACUCACAACUUGGGCCGAGUCCACUAUGAGCCCAUUAAGGAUCGCCAUGGCAACGUGCUGCUGGUUACGGUGAGGGAGAUGGACAGCCUCUACUCUAUUUUCAAUGGGAAGUGGAUGCAGGUAUCCAAACUGCAGAGUCAGAGGAAGUCUCUUUCCACCCCUGAGGAACCCUAUGCCCUGGACAUUCUUGUAAUCACCAUACAGGACAUUCUGGCUUACCAGAGACGCAGUCAGCACCGAUUGUCUUCUGGGCUUUAUCUGGGUUACCUGAAGCUCAGCAGCUCUGUGGAUCAGAUCAAGGUUCUGGUUCCUCAACGGAUGCCUAACAUGCUCUGCCACACCAAGAUACGAGACAACUGGAAUGUGUCAAGGGAUGAGUGGGAAUGGCUGCAGUCACUGUCUGGCCCUGUGGAGGUGGAAAGAGCAGAACAGGAAGCAGACUGCCUCCUCUACUCAGAGAUUCAGACGGCCAUUAAGAGUCUACUGAACCAGAUCAAUCUACCUCUCCACCAGGCCACGCACUUCCGUCUCUACACACACGAGGUGCUGGAGCUGGGUCACAAUGUGUCCUUUCUUCUGCUGCUGCCUGCCUCAGACAAUGUUUGCUCUGCCCCGGGACAGAUCAACCCCUACACACCACACUCGGGGUUCCUCAACCUCCCUCUUCAAAUGUUUGAGCUCGUUCACUUCUGUUCAUAUAAGGAAAAAUUUAUCAGUCUGUAUUGCCGGCUAUCCUCAGUGCUGGACCUGGACUCCCUGAUUACCCAACAGGCUUUUAGAGAAUCUAUCACUGACUCUGAGGUGGCCACGGCCAAACAGAGACAACAGCACAUAUUGGACUACAUCCAGCAAUUGGACGAGAUGUGGCGAGACGUCCGUUGGAUCACCAAUGCACUGCAGUACGCCCGCUAUAAACAACCUCUCGGUUGGGUGCCUAUCACCUGGCUUGUAGAUGUCAGCACGGAGCCUCCUGUCCAGAAGAAUGACUCCACAUCCUCUAACACAGACUAUGUGCCUACUCCCUCUCCCUCUCCAGAAUUAAGAAGAAGAAAGUGCACAAUUGAGUCCCAGCCAGGUUCUGAUGAAGAGGGCUGCUCGGAAGUCUUCCUCCCCACAGACAGUGACUAUGACUCCAGUGAUGCUCUGAGCCCUCGUGACCUGGACUUGAUUUACUCCUCAGCCCAGGAUCUCUCCCAUCAGACCGCACAUGUCUUCAGCGGUAGCGCCCCAGAUGUUCUCCAGAUGCAAGACCUUAAGUACAGAGCUUUCUCCAAGUCAAUGCUGGAGACCGAAUCAUGCACAAAGGAUAUGGAGGAUCUGUCAUUGUCCUCAUAUUCUGUGAAGGACACAGAGAAACCUCAGAAGAAGUUCCUGGCCGAUCCACCAACAAAGCGCAAGCUGCUCUCCAAAAGCCAUCCCCAGAGGAGUUAUUUUGGUGGGCCACAUCACUGGUCACGUGUACAGAGCGAGAGCCACUCACCCUCACUGUCUGAGGGCAUCUACACGAGACAGAGUGAUAUUGACCUCCCGUUGGAGACUCCACUCUCCCUACCACAUUCUCCCACUACCUCCUACAGUUUGGAUGAUUACAGGCCAUCUUACAGGGAGAGUAAGCCCAACGUCCACAGGAUCUUUGUGGAGUCUUGCAGCAAGACUUCACCCAGCCGAGAUGUUCCACACUGGGCGGAGGAGGAGGAGAAAGGGAUGAGUGGAGCUGCCGCUGCAGAGGCCAGGUCGGGCUACAGCACCACAGCAGAAACUCAGGAUGUAGACUCGGACGAAACUAACAAAUGAACAAAUCUCAGAGGUCCUUAGCAGCACUCUUUAGAAUGAUCUGAGUGUUCCAUUAUGAAGAUGUGUGGUUUUGUUACCACCUAAAUUGCCUCAAACUAUACCCCUCCUCUCAAUCUGCACACAUCAUACUGUAAUAACUUAGCCUAAUCAAUUCUUGCAUCCUCUCUGCAGACAGUGGAAGAGGAUAAAGUUGCUGGUCAACUCUGUGGGACUCAUAAAUCAUGGCUCUGACUGUUAAAAUGUCGAUUAUCAAUGCAACGUGAAACAAAGCACUGCUUUUCCUCAGAACUUGAAAUUGCCUCAGCCAAUAGAGCGCAACAGUGACAAAACCAUUUUCCCUUUCAUUUUCUCCAAUGGCAUUUAAAAAAAAAAAGAAAAGAAUCAGUACAGAGUUCUAAGGGGGCAUUCACACCAAAUACAUAUUUUUAUCCGUCUAUGCUAUUUUUUUUAUUGUUUUCUAUGUAAACACACACUAGACGGAUGCCUUUGACCGUUGCGCUGUGUCUUGCUGUUUUUUUCCCGCAAGACACUGUGUCAAUUUAAAACAACUUCUAGGUUAAGGUCACGUCCACAAUAAUACGUUUAAGUUUAAAAACUUUCCGUUUCCUAGUGGCAUCAUUUUCCAAAGUAUGUGGUUAUGGAUAUAAGAGUCUUUUGGUUGAGGAAAACAACAUUCUUAUUUGGAUGAGUGGCGUAAAUUCAGCUAAAUCAAUGCAUUUUCAAACUAAAUUGUAUUAGUGCGGAAGUGGCAUUUAAAAUGCCCAGAGACACCUGCAUUCUGUUCCAUUUGAUGCACUUUAUCUAACUGUUAUUAACAUAAAAAUAUGUAUGGUCUGAACUGCCCCCUAAGCCAUGAACCAAACUUCAGUAACUAGUUCCAAGAUGAAUCACAUUUGAUUUGAAGCAAAAAAUUAUUUGAAUGAACUUCUCAUCCCACAAAGCAUUGCAAAUGACACAAUUGAAUCAUAAUCAUUAAGUGUAAAAUGUAAUUUAUAAAAAAAAGUAUUGAAGAACAUUCAAAUAAAUACUACUGUGCAAAAGUUUUAGCCAUUUUAGACAAACUUUUAAAUAGUGAGGCUAUUAUGCAUGCCAAGAAUAAUUUGUAUUUAACAAUGAACUUUAGGCAAAGUGCAGUAAGCAUAAAAAACAAAAUCAGUAUUUGAUGCGACCUCCCUAUGCCUGUUAAACAGCACCUAUCUUUCCUACACAUUUUUUGUUUUCUUAUUUUUUUACAAAAUUGUUGGCAGAUGUGUAGCUCCAAGCAUCUUGGAGAACUUGCCACAAUUCUUUGGAUUCAGUCUGUCUCAAUUGCUUCUGUCUCUUCAUGUAACCCCAGACUGACUCAAUGAUAUUGAGAUCCGGGCUCUGUAGGGGCCAUGCCAUCUGUUGUAGGGCUCCUUGUUCUACUUCUAAUCUAUUUUCAAAAGGAAUGUUUGAAAAUCUUAAAUUGACAUUUCCUAUUGACACACUAAUGCAGAAGAUAUAAAAUAACCAUAACUACAUUUCACA
This is a messenger RNA of Xyrauchen texanus (razorback sucker), 6042 nucleotides long. RefSeq names its product ankyrin repeat and fibronectin type-III domain-containing protein 1-like. Gene Ontology annotation, biological process: establishment of mitotic spindle orientation; regulation of establishment of bipolar cell polarity. The transcript has 24 exons. The record is from RefSeq and is a predicted model, not a curated record. Bases 292 to 4533 code for a protein of 1413 amino acids. Lineage: Eukaryota; Metazoa; Chordata; Actinopteri; Cypriniformes; Catostomidae. Gene Ontology annotation, cellular component: spindle. Gene Ontology annotation, molecular function: protein binding.